CCAACGGCACUCUCCCACGAGUUCUGCAGCAGGUCGCUCUGCCCGUCCUCAGUUAUGACACCUGUAGCAGGAAACAAUGGUGGGGCUCUCUCGUGACAGAAAACAUGGUGUGUGCCGGCGAUGCUCAGCACUCUACCUGCCAGGGCGACUCGGGAGGGCCGCUCAACUGUCGGACAGACACGAAGUGGAUGGUCUACGGCAUCACCAGCUUCGGCCCGGAAAUCUGUAACACCUCCAUGAAGCCGUCCGUGUUCACGCGCGUAUCUGCAUUCAAGCGCUGGAUCACCUCCACGACUGACAUCCAGUUUCCCAACGAC
Molecule: messenger RNA, 317 nt
Organism: Callorhinchus milii (elephant shark)
Lineage: Eukaryota; Metazoa; Chordata; Chondrichthyes; Chimaeriformes; Callorhinchidae
Product: chymotrypsin-like elastase family member 3B
Exons: 2
Biological process (GO): proteolysis
Molecular function (GO): serine-type endopeptidase activity
Source: RefSeq, a predicted model, not a curated record